Messenger RNA from Lachancea nothofagi CBS 11611, 2685 nucleotides. The record is from the annotation of a GenBank genome assembly. Lineage: Eukaryota; Fungi; Ascomycota; Saccharomycetes; Saccharomycetales; Saccharomycetaceae.
AUGACCUCUGUUCCGCAAAGACACACUUACUAUGGUGCACCCUCCUCGGCUUACACACAAUCGCGACAAUCCGCGGCAUUUGGUACCCCCAAACGCAAGCAUGUCACUUUCGGUCCGUACAUCGUGGGAUCUACUUUAGGCGAAGGCGAGUUCGGAAAGGUCAAAUUGGGCUGGUCCAAAACCUCUGGGUCGUCAUUGGACGUGCCCAAACAAGUUGCCAUCAAGCUUGUGAGAAGAGAUACGAUUCCCAAAAAUUCUGAGAAAGAGGUCAAAAUCUAUCGCGAAAUCAAUGCUUUAAAACACUUGAACCACCCUAAUAUUGUGAAAUUAGAAGAAGUCUUACAAAACUCGAAAUACAUCGGGAUUGUACUGGAGUAUGCAUCCGGUGGAGAGUUCUACAAAUACAUCCAGAAAAAGCGAAGACUCAAAGAAGGAGCCGCUUGCCGUCUUUUUGCGCAACUGGUCAGUGGUGUUUGCUAUAUGCAUUCCAAAGGGUUAGUGCAUCGGGAUUUAAAGCUUGAAAACUUGCUUCUUGAUAAGCAAGAAAACCUUUUGAUUACAGAUUUCGGAUUUGUUAAUGAGUUUAGCCCUGAAGAUGAACUGAUGAAAACCUCAUGUGGUUCACCUUGCUAUGCAGCGCCCGAGUUAGUCGUGACUACAAAGCCUUAUGAAGCUCGCAAGGCCGAUCUGUGGUCAUGCGGUGUCAUUUUGUAUGCCAUGCUAGCUGGCUAUUUACCUUGGGACGAUGACAUAGACAACCCCGAUGGUGAUGAUAUUGGUAAGCUUUACCGCUACAUUACAAGAACACCACUCAAAUUUCCAGAAUAUAUUACUCCUGUGCCACGAGAUUUGCUGAGAGAUACUUUAGUGCCUGAUCCCAAAAGAAGAAUAUCAAUAGACAAGAUUUUACAACAUAGAUGGCUACAAGCUCAUCGUGCCUUUUUGUCUGUUACGCCUGAAGAAUGGGAUCAUGUAUCAAGAAACAAAGACAUAUUGAGGAGACCUCCACCAAAAAAGGAUGCCUCAGACUCAGCAAGACCGCGCUCAAACUGCUCGGUUUCGUCAUCUAACUCUAAAGGUGAAAAACGUGAUUCAUUAAUCAUGGACUCUUCAUUGUAUUCGCAGCCAGUACCGCCUCACCAAUCGCAAUCUCACGCCGUGGCAAUGCCAUCAUCACCAUCUCCCAGACUUCGUCAAUCUCCAGUCAAAGGGGCCCGUCAUAGUCGAAGCAACUCUGCAGCAUCUGUAGCAUUACAAGCGGUUGUUGAUGCUGAAAAGGAAUUUCAUGCCACACACGUGUCUUUCCCAACUUCGGCUUCAACGUCAGCUCUCCAAAGUGAAAGCUCGCCUCCAGGCUCACAAAAUCCAUCUCCUAGGCUUUAUUCGUACGCACUAACGAAACCAAGUCAAAACACUAUCUCCUCUUUGAGAGACAGCGUUAUAAUUGAGACAAGUCCUCAAAAGGGGUCUGCAGCAUUCCUUCUUUCUGUACCACAAAUUGAUGCUAGUACUGGAUUGAUUGUGCCCUCAUCAUCGGGAAAUUCAGCAAUCCCUCAUGUCAACACGGGGUACAAAACCUCACACUCAGCCAAUAAUCAUACAAACCACAACCUCUCGCAGCAUAGGAGGCCAAGACCAACGUCAUACCAUCCAACAUCUUACACUGCAUUCAAUGAUAAGUCAUUUACAAAUCAAAGCCCCACACUGAGCGAGAUUAAUACGAUGGAAGUAACACCUUUGAAAAAUGAAGGAGCAACAUCUGUGGAAAAAACAUCUCCGCAACUAAUUCAAAAAGAUUCAUUUACGUUGAGUAAACCCUUCGUUGAUAUGCAAAUAGUUGCUGGUGACUUGAUCAAGACUGGUGACGACGGAAACACAGUCACUAAAAAAAUCCAUGAUCAAGUGGAAGAUGCGGAUAAUAGAUUAGAUGUUUCACGGCAGAGAAGGCAAAGUCAAAGGUAUAGUGUGGUUUACGAUAAACUUUUUGGAGCCGUAGCGGAACAAUCCGAAGACACGGCAGUGGCGGAUGAUAGGGAAGCAACUAUGUCACCAGAACCACUUACUGACGUUGUUCAAGAUUCUAAGAAAAUCACUGCAUCACCAUCGGUAAAGAAAGAAAAGAAGAGAUUUAGCAUAAUGUCCGUUUAUUCGUCUUACAAUGCAUCAAAAUCUAGCAUAGAAUCCGUCAAUCCCAAGUUCGAAACAAAGGAUAAAGAUACGAGUACUAAUGAUUAUGAAAAACGUUCAAGAGUUUCGAGUUCCAGGCAUAGUUCAGCUGCCAAGGAGAGGAGUACUACAGAUGCGGAUACGCGCAUAAAGACACAAAGAAAUAGUUCUAAAGCGAGUAAAUCGGAAGCUCAAGUGGAACGACAACCAAGUUCGAAAGUAACAGAUUCUGCCAAUAGUCAUACAAAAGGUUCCCAGGCUAUUCAAACGGAAGUUCAAGUAGAGCGGCAACCCAGUACGAAAGCGCCCAAUUCUACAAAUAUACAAAGGAUCUCAUCACUACGGAAAACGAGUAAGAAUCCGCCAACCAAGAAAAAACCCAAUCGGUCAUCAGUAAUGGUUUCUUCAAUACCCAACAGCGAUAGCGCUGGUAGCACAACAACAGACAUUAGGCCCCGAGAACAAUCCACUGCUAAGAAGGUCAUGGAUUUUUUCAAGAGACGAAGCAUGCGAUUAUAA